Messenger RNA from Recurvomyces mirabilis, 3165 nucleotides. RefSeq lists its product as uncharacterized. The transcript is spliced from 2 exons. NCBI's taxonomy places the organism in Eukaryota, Fungi, Ascomycota, Dothideomycetes, Mycosphaerellales, Teratosphaeriaceae. The record is from RefSeq and is a predicted model, not a curated record. Bases 1 to 3165 code for a protein of 1054 amino acids.
AUGUGCCAAUAUCGCUAUUUCUUCUAUCCUUCCUGCCGCCACCAGCAGAGCGUACUUGUCAAGUACUGUGAGCAUGCGACUUCCGUACCAGAGAACGGCACGUCUUCGAGCAAUCUUCCUGCCACGCAGACAGCGGCCGAGCAGUCGCGCAUGCCGCACGAUACCAGAUAUUCAGAAUUCCUAAGAAAGAAGAGGGAGCUGAAGAAGAAGGAGGGACAGAGGCAGAAGAACGGCAACUUACCUUCAUCUACAAACGAUCACAAGUCUCCCUCUCCGGACCCGACCCAUAACCAAAUAGCAUCUUUGCCAUCCAUCACUGAUCAGUACUCACCGAGAACAUCUUCAUCUAUUGUUCCGCAGCACGAGCAGACCUCUGAUAUGGCGGCAUUGAGGCCGUUUGGACUACAGACAUUCUUCGGUGGCGGUACAAAGCAGCCUCCGGAGGAUGAUGUUCCAGCACAUCUGGCCGACUCACCCACCGGCCUCGGCAUCCGUGAUCACACCAAUCGCUGCAGUGCCCAUAUUGCCCAAGGCUCCGCGUACGAGAUCUCUGAGGACGGCAGCCAGAUCCGAGACUCAUUCGACCAGAUCGAGCAAGAAGUGGACGCUUUAAAAGAAGAGGUGCUGCGGCUCAAGACCGGCAAUGCCAAUUCACAUCAUCAGCGUGGGCAGCAUGUGAACGACGCCGCACAGCCCCAGUCUUCACUUGCUGGGCACGAGGCUCUGUCACCUGCCGAGAAGCUUAGAAGGCAGCAUGAGCAGUGGGCUGCAAUGUCGCCACAAGAGACACAGAAGGCUCAAUCCCCACCAGCACCACCAGGCCCUGACGACUUUCCUGCAUUCGACAUCGGUGUCAGGACUGCAAAGCCACAUAAAGCCGCUCGUACACGCCCUCGCUCCACCACAGCAUCCGAAGCGGCUUCCUAUUCCACGAACAAGAAGCCCGUCACUGGCACGAGAAGUAAGCGUGCCGAUAGCAAGAUUCCAGGGCCUAUGGCACCUCGACGGGUUGAGAAGCCAGAGAUGGAGGACGCUAGUUCAGUCAUCAUCAGCCCGGCAGUGCUGUCCGCGCCUAAUGGCCAGCCGCUCAAAGAAGGUCCUCACUUCGCACAGCCAACCACGUCAUUUGCUAGACGAGCGGGCGAAAGUCUACGCAAAGAGUCUGCGGCCGUGGCAGCAAAGCGUUCCAGCGAGACGUCACCUAUCAAGAGUACGAGAGCGAAGUCGCCGACCCUCCAGACAGACAAGCGUGCGAGCACAAAACACAACAAACGGCAGUCGCUGCCGAGUUAUUGGGUCGGUGGCGCGCAGACCCAGCAAGAGGGCGUUGGCAUCCACGGCCAAACGAUUACUCCCAUGCCUGAUGGCACUUCCAGCGCAGGCCAGGAGGUGGCCAGUGACGAUAUGGGAUUCCACUCCCCAGUUACCACCAAGAACUCCAUCCAGCCACAAACUCCACAAGUCCGGAAGAAGACUAGCUCAUACAUGUCGCCUACUACUGCCACGACACAGCGUGCCAUCGCGACCCUGGGCGAAGACUGCGCUAUGCGUUCCGAGCCGAAAGUCAAGCCUUGGGUGGCAGACGCAGCGGCCACCAAGCACCAUAGCGGCGUGUCUCCCACAGAUAUCGUGAUCAUUCCUGGCAGUCCAACCUCGGAUUCGAGUGGACAUUUCGAGAGUCUCAUAUCCAGCCUAAAUAUGCCGCCAACGCUUCCUCCCCGGAAACCAAGCUAUGCCGAAGUAUCCUCCCGCGGAGUAAAACAGCUGAAUGCUCGAGCAAAGAUCGCCAAUCAGUCGGGAAAGUCUCGCGGCAUCGCUGAAGCUAUGCCAAAUAUGUUGACGAGCCCAUCCAAAGCCUUCAAAGAAGCUAAAGCCCUGGAUUCGCCUUCCGACCUACUGAUACGCUAUGCUGGAGAGGCUAGAUUGCCGAAGCCUCUGAUCUCCAUCCCGAACACUACAGCCAAGCGUCGCACCUCUCACGCUAAUAUCCUCAAGCCCAUCUUCGACAAGCUUGACCAGCAUGGCCUGCAGAAAGGCAAGCCGGAUGCAUCAAAUCUGUCCGCCCCAGCAGCCAAGGCCCAAGAGGCUUUAGCUAGCUCGGCGCAGCAGAUUAGUCCGGACUUCGAUAGGUCGAGGGCUUCGACUGCCUGGCAGGCCAAGGGUGCUUUGAUAGACGUCGCCAGGCUCGCUCGCCAAGGUGCCAACAGCAAAGCAACCACUCUGCCGCCAGACGUGUGCCCAGCUGCCGACAUGCAGGAUGCAUCUCACCCCAGGGGUGGUGUACAGAUCGAAGCAGCUGGCAAAUUGGAGAGCCAUUCCUUAUCUUCGUCAAUGCCGCCACCACGAGCCACAUCGUCGUCCCUGCGUGCCACGGCGCAAUCCUUCGAGCCAUUGUGGAAAGCGGACAAUCCUGCCAAGGAGCUUAGUAUGCGCUCGUGGCAGGGCACAUUUGACUCCUACACGGACAAACAAUGGUCAGUAUUACCUCCGUCAGUCAAGGACAGCAUCACGUUGCUUCGCGAAUACAAAAGAGGUGACUCGCGCAGUUUGUCGCCUUCCAAGCGCUCGCAGCAGCGUUUCUGGGGCGAGCUGAUGAACAAGACCGCAAUGCAAACCUCACCUACUGAAUCUCCAAUGCCCGCUAAUGGUGCUCCACGCGAAGAUCACAUGCCCACUAGUUUUGGCAGGGCACCCAUGCCGCUGAUCACAGCGAUGCAAAUUCCAGGCCUCGUUAACAAUACACCUCCAUUCUCGCCUGCUUCAGAUGACAGUUCGACCAUCAAAACACCGCAAAGCGUCUGGACUAUUGGUUCGAACCAUCACCCUCUGAAGCAUCCCUAUGGCUGGAAAGGUGGCGAUGGCCGCGAGAUCAGCUUCUCAGGCUACGGUCCACAAGCUGAGAUCGAUCCUCGUAACCCGGUCAAUAUGCUUUUCUUCCCACGGGGUGAUGCUAUGACGACUCCGGAGAAGAAAUUCUCGCCUAUGCCAAGGGUCUGGCCGAAGUCGCAGAAGCAGUGGGCUGAGUAUGCUGGGUAUAAGCAGCAGCCGCCACCGCCACAAAAGGUGCAGCCUCAGCUUUGUGGCAAAAUGGAGUUCAUUUCUGCUGUUGAGACUAUGCCUGGCAGCUCGGAUGCGACUGGUUACUGCAACCAUUGUGUUCAAUGA